Aphanomyces astaci is the source of this 1422-nucleotide messenger RNA. RefSeq lists its product as hypothetical. The record is from RefSeq and is a predicted model, not a curated record. Lineage: Eukaryota; Oomycota; Saprolegniomycetes; Saprolegniales; Verrucalvaceae. The transcript has 5 exons. The coding region runs from base 1 to 1422 and encodes 473 amino acids.
AUGCAGAGAGGUCGCUUCAUUCCGCAACCUGUCCCGGAGGCCACACAACAUGGAUCACAGUUCGGCGGGGAUGACACCGCCACCGAUGGCCCGGCCGUGGGCACCCGCCGCCACUUCCCCGGGUGCUGGAUGACGAUGCCGCUACAGCCUCCUCCGCCGGAGACCUCGCGACGCUCGCUGAGCAGGUGGCCACUCCAGGACCUGCGCAACAGCAUUCAGCAAAACGAACGAUCGUUAAGCGUCCUCCAGGAAGUCCGCGCAGCGAUGGCGUCGACCUUGGGGAGCGGUCCCCAUGACAUGUCGCAAGCUCGUCACGCCCUGGUUGAAGAAGUGGAAUUCUUGAAAGCCACGUUUCAACGGGCCUUGGAUGUGGCCCACACGGAACGGGAUGGGACCAACGACUUGCUACAAGAGGCUCAAAAGUCGCUCCGGACCUUAGAGCAAGGACAACACGACCUUCGGCAGCAACGCGACCAGGUCCAAGCCAGGCUGAGCAACCAGCGGGCAGAACGCCGGGAUCUGGCGAGCCAGUUGACGGCCCAAACAGAGAAGGUCACCGAGCUGGAGAGACGAGUACAAGAGGCAGACCAGGCCAUGGAAGUCAUGACCGCUGAUGUGAUCGACGCUCGGGGCUACAUUACGCAUUCAGCCAGGUUGGUCGCCGGGAAGGAAGGGGUUGUCAAGCUGGCGCUUCAAAACAAGUCGUUGGUGGUUGCCGAGAUGUCGGACCUUCGCCGCAGCCUCGAGGCGCGUCAGGAUCGGGACCGAGCUCUCACCACGGCGGAAGAACUUCAGGAACAACUCAGAGUCGCCCAAGCCCGCAUCGCGCAACUCGAAGCGCAACCUCUUCGUCUUUCCGCUAGCAACCUGGCUUGGGACAUCCUGCUGACCGAGAACCAAGACCUCCGGGAGGCGGCGAAGACUCAGAAAGCGAGGGCCAAGGACUCCCGCGUUAGAAACAAGAACCCCCGGGGCUAUACCGAGACCUUCCAGGCCGACGCAUUGCAAACGUUGGGGGCCUUGGAGUUGGAGAAAUUACUUCGGGAGAAACAAGCCAGCGACGAUCUCGGGAAGAAGCUUCAGGCGUUCCAAGAGAGCGAGCGGACAUCGGCCACAGCCUUGUUGCAUGCCAACGAGCACUUUCAAGAUGCCGUCCCGUCGUUUUGGGAUUGGGUCGCACAACAUUUGCUGGUGUCAGAGGCCGCCGGCGUGGCGCCACUGAUAGAGGCGUGGACCUUGAGUAAUCCGGAUCACUUCAAGUCCUGCAACGAGAGCGUAGGCGUCAUUUCCACCAAGGCCACGCGCGGUUUGACGGAGCACCUGCUUAGGCGAGUCUGGGUCCCGACGUUCAGUGCUUGGGUGACUAACGCUCAAGAGCCAAGUCAGCACCCGUGGCCAGUGCUGGUUUCUUCAGCGGCUUGA